This is a messenger RNA of Fusarium falciforme, 1041 nucleotides long. RefSeq lists its product as hypothetical. Gene Ontology annotation, cellular component: plasma membrane; fungal-type vacuole. The transcript has 3 exons. The coding region runs from base 1 to 1041 and encodes 346 amino acids. The record is from RefSeq and is a predicted model, not a curated record. Lineage: Eukaryota; Fungi; Ascomycota; Sordariomycetes; Hypocreales; Nectriaceae.
AUGAAGUCGGGUAUCAACCCGGAAUACCUUCACGAACUACCGAACGGGACAUGGGUCCACCGAGGAAUGUUCCAGUCUUUUGGCCCCGGGGCAAACUGCACACUCGAUCUCUGUCCCAUCGAAUGGACAAUCUACCAAUACCGUCCAAGUCUAACAGCCAACAUCACCUUUAUAGCCUUAUACGUCAUUGCCCUCAGCAUACACGUCUACUUGGGUGUUCGAUGGCGUAGCUGGUGGUUCAUGGCAUUCAUGGCCACUGGCUGCCUUUACGCCAUUAUAGGCUACGCCGGACGAGUCGUGCUCUGGAGGAAUCCUUGGUCGUUUGGAGGGUUCAUGCUUCAGAUGGUUUGUGUCACCGGUGGGCCUGUCUUUUACACAGCAGCCAUCUACGUGACACUAUCCAGAGCCAUCCAGUUCUUCGCUGCCGAAAUCUCGCGUCUCCCUGCUAAAAUGUUUUACUGGAUCUUCAUCUCAGCCGACAUCACUUGUCUUAUCCUCCAAGCAGCCGGAGGUGCACUCUCCUCGACGUCGAGGGGUGCUUCACAAACUGGCAUUGAUCUUGCAAUGGCUGGUCUCAUCCUACAAGUCAUCGUUCUCGUCAUCUUCUGCGGUUUCUUUGCCGACUACAUGAUCCGCUUCGCCCAGCUACAGAGAUCCCGAGGUUCUAAUCUCAAGGCGGCCAUCACCACUCGCCAGCAAAUAUUCUUCGGAGGACUUGCUGCAGCUAUCUUGCUGAUCCUAGUGCGCUGCAUCUAUCGUGUCGAUGAGCUGAGCCAGGGGUAUAGCAACUCAGACAAGAUCACCGAUGAAGGGCUUUUUAUCGGGCUGGAGGGCGUGAUGAUAUACGUUGCCGUGUGCUGUCUUUUCGUUGGUCACCCCGGCUUUGGCUUUCAGCAUGUUGACUUGAGUGGGAGAAGAAGGAUCAACCAAGAUGCUGAAGAGAUAUCGAUGAAGCACAAUGGUGGUCAGGCUGCAUCGAAGCAGUUGCUUUCGACGCCUGGUUAUUCGACACCCGCUUAUUCGGAUCGACCCCUGUCUUGA